UCCCCUCCCCUCCCCUCCCCGAUCACGUUAACACGUUGGGGCUCGGACUUUGGCAGACCGACCCCGUACCGGGAGUCCUUCCAAAGUGACCCGCGGCCGCCAUAUCAUCACGGUGGCGGCGCACGGCCGCAGGAUCCGGCGUCGCGCGCACACCCGGGCUCGUGCUGUGCCAAGUGGAGCGUGCGCGUUUCUCUCUCCCCCCCCCCCCCCCGCAGUCACAAAGUCACUUUGGAGGAACGGGGCCCCGCUGCACAGCAACGUUUAGCUCAAAGAUUUAACCAUGGCUGAGGACAUUAAGACCAAACUGGAGAAUUACCGCACAGCUCCUUUUGACGCCAGAUUCCCAAACCAGAACCAGACCAAGAACUGCUGGUCCAACUACUUGGACUAUCACCGCUGUCAGAAAGCGCUGGACGCCAAAGGAGUCGACACCGCGCCCUGCGAAUGGUACAGGAGGGUCUACAAAUCACUUUGCCCUUUAUCCUGGAUCCAGAAAUGGGACGACCAGCGAGAGGAGGGCACUUUUCCGGGGAAGAUCUGAAGCUGCCGGUCUCCACCGUUAAAAGUCCGUAUAAGUGGUAGGAAUCCAAAGGCGUUUCUCUACUACCUUCCAACUACCGCCACUGUGGAACAGGAGCAUCGGAGUACUGGACGGUCCUUCCUUGAGAGACAUGGAAUUGUAUAGCACUUACUGCAUUAAAAUGUCUCAGGCAAUAUUAUGGAGACACUGUGUCACUUGUCUUUAUUGUAUUUCCUCCAUUAAACAGUAGCUGAUUAUUCCUGUCA
Lampris incognitus (smalleye Pacific opah) is the source of this 786-nucleotide messenger RNA. Its product is annotated as cytochrome c oxidase subunit 6B1. The transcript has 5 exons. Gene Ontology annotation, cellular component: respiratory chain complex IV; mitochondrion. The coding region runs from base 281 to 541 and encodes 86 amino acids. Lineage: Eukaryota; Metazoa; Chordata; Actinopteri; Lampriformes; Lampridae. The record is from RefSeq and is a predicted model, not a curated record.